GGAAAGAAUCCAAGGAUCACGAGAAGGAAAAUGUGAGGCGAAUAAAGGAGAUUCAGAAGAAGUGCAAAGAGAAGGAGCAAGCCCAAGAGCGCAGCCAGCCCAAGCCUGUGAAAGCUCUGUGGAAGUCCCAGAAAUACGAAAACGUGGAGUCAAAGGUGAAGGCCAAGUUGCAGGAGAGCUCCCCACCUCCAAAUCCAGAGGCUCUGAAAUUCCUGAGAGCGUAUUCUCGCUGUGGCCCUGGGAUCAAGCCAUGCAGACCGCUCUCCCCAAGACCUGACAGAACGAAAGCUGGGGCAGACACAGGAGCUCCAGAGGCGCUGGAUGCUGAAGCCAAGAUGCAGGUGGAGGGCAAGAGCAUUGACUUCAUCAAGCACAACGCCCGCAACGCCAAGUGGGCCUCACUGCGGCGCUCCCAGUCCCUGCAGGCGCUGUCUGAGCUGCUGGAACAGAAGCACCGGGAGCAGGAGGAGUACAACACCAAGCAAAAGGGCCUCGUCCCCCAGUACCUGCUGCAGAGGAAGGAGCUGUGGCGCAGGCAGACAGAGGAGCGGCUGCGAAACCUGCCAGAUCCCGACACGCCGCCUGGCCACACCAUGAUGCCGGAGCACCAGCGGCUGGAGACCCUCAGCAAUCUGAAGCAGAGCCAGGAGCAGCUGGUAAAGGAGCUGGUGUUGCUGCCAGUGCGUGCAGACACCCUCAGCAUGCAGAAGAGGCGGGUGGAGCUGGAAAGGAAGCUCUCCCAGAUAGAAGAAGCCAUCAAAAUUUUCUCAAGACCCAAGGUCUUCAUCAAGCUGGACUCCUGAGCCGGUGGGGCUGGGUGCAUUGUGCUGCUCUGCGUGAACAUCCCUCAUCGCUGGGAAGGGACGAUGAUCGCUUU
Molecule: messenger RNA, 877 nt
Organism: Mesitornis unicolor (brown roatelo)
Lineage: Eukaryota; Metazoa; Chordata; Aves; Mesitornithiformes; Mesitornithidae
Gene: ENKD1
Product: enkurin domain containing 1
Exons: 5
Cellular component (GO): cytoplasmic microtubule
Source: RefSeq, a predicted model, not a curated record